AUGACCGAACAUCGUUUUGCAGCAGUCUACACGCUGACCGGGACGUGCGGAACCCUGGAGUCGCCGUCCGCCGUUGUGCCAGCCGUGGCCCACCUGACAGCCAGCAUCUCGAGCUACAGACCGCCACCGCCACCGCCGCCGACAGGGCCAGGGGAGUGGGAUGGGUGCGCCGGAGCCGUGACGGAGCUCCGACACCUCACGUGGAGCGAGUCCAGGGAACUCAAAAGGGAACUCGGUUGCCGGAUCGCUGCUGACUGUAUCGACUCCUGCCUUCUGCAGGGGUCAUACGACAUGGAAUGGAACAUGACAGCGCUGCAAAGUUCUCAUUUGAGGCACCCUAUCCUGUCCCAGUCACUGUAUGCUGUUCGCCGCAUCACAAGAGCCAUUCUCGCCAGAGGACAAUGUGAGCAGUAUCAUCGACCUGAUUUCUUGCGGAGGGAUUUGAACAAAACUGAAUUACGAGACCUGGAGGUGGUUUACCGAGAACGUCUCUCCAACUACUGGCGAGACUACGCGCAGCUGGUUUCGUUUGGUGUGGCGCACGUCUCACAGCUAUUGGUUCCCCUCGCAUUCGAACAUAUGGGUAACCACAUGAGUGAGCAGAAACUCCACGGUUGGAUUAAGCAUGCGGAACGGGUGAAAGACAUGCUACACACGAAAUUAAGCGGAUGGGUACACGACAUGGAAUCCGUCAGCAAACAGACAGCGUACUACGAGACAGAAGAAGAUAAGGAGAGGCCUGGCUACUUUAUAUUCAGGCGACCGCUGUUGAAUGAUGGACUACUGAACUAUCAGCCGUCAUACCUUUCCUUUUACGAGGACUUAAGUGUGUUAUGCGAAGAGAGACAGCCAGAGGCAUCAAAAAUGUUUGGACUCGCCGACGCGCUCUACGCCUUCUCUCAUAGCUUCUGGUAUAAUACAGCAUGGCUCUUCAAUCAACGCCACGCGCAUUAUACCGAACCUGCGGACGAAGAGUGGCAGCUGGAAGACAGAAGCAACAUUACGCUCUCGGUGGAUACUAACUGCAUGCACCUAUUGGCGAACGCCCUGGAUCACCCCUCGUGUCCGCUGGAAGACCUGCCAUUGGAAGCCGUUAAGCAACACGAGCAGUGCCGUAUGCAACUGUGGGACGACAUGGUGGAGAGGUCGCCCCACAUACCUGUGACCAGCUACCUGGCCUACACACAAAGGGCAAACGUUAACCUCUGUCUGCUGGCCUGGAUGGCAGUCACUUCAUUCAGACUUUGUCAGGACAUCCCAUUUAGUAUUAUUCAAUCGGUGCACGAUGCUCGCUGCUAUUUUGAUUGUCCAGACGACCAGUCGUGUUUGGAAUCUAACGCUACAGAUGCCAUCUGCUCUGUUUCCAGAGCUAUUCUGUUGCUGAAGUGUCACGAUUUUUCCUCGUUUAAGCCUCCCGAGAAGUGUGGCGUCAGACUGUACCCAGAUGGAUCGUACUCAGCGACGUUUAAUAUAACGAAUCUUGUUGGCCGCGAAGAACAUCAAAUGCCAACAGAAGUAGCCCUGAACUACAAAAACAGUUUAAUCAGUGCCACUUUGAAAUACAAGGAUUUCAAAAUAGACCGCUUAAAGCCUUUAGAAACCUCAUUCAUAUCAGUAAAUAUUAUUUUCCGCUUUUUGACUGCCGCAAUGUAUGUGUACCUUCCCCACUUACGUAAUUUGCCUGGGAAGAUAUUUUUGUCGUUUCAGAUAACGGGUAUAAUCCAGAUUCUGUUUUCUGAGGUCGUAUAUCGUAUGGCAGGUUUCCCUGACUUAUCUACAGCAGUGUUGAUCGAUAGCGCCCUCACACUUCUCAGCUGUAUCUGGCUAAACUCAUUCUGCUACCAAAUGUAUGCUUGUGUUCGUCAUCUUAAGCUUCCUAACGACCUAUUGCCUGCCGAAGUAACUAAAGUAUUCCGUCUUCAGGUGCUGUGUACACUAAUACCAUGGAGUGUAGCAUGUGCGGCAACUACUGUUUUAGAAAAGACGAACAAAUAUUACCUGAUGCACAGUCGGAUAAUAUUCCUCGUAUGGAUUUCACUGUCAGUAGCUCUGAAUUUGUUUUUUAUUGGACUGGUGGGAUACAUUUACUUACGUAAUAAGAAAUCCAUGACUCAACUGAGAAUUCACAGUAACAAAAGAUAUGGCUCGAAAAAAGAGAUCGUUUUUAUGUUAGUUAAGAGUGUGUUCUUGAGCGGGAUAGGUGUGAUUAUUAGGAUAGGGUUUCACCAAGCACAAGGCGUAGCACAGUUUGUGUACUAUGUACAUAUAACUACGAUGAUGCAGGGACCACUGCUUUUCAUAUUUUUCAUUUGCAACGGUACGACGCUACCUGUACUCAAGAACAGGGUAUUAGCGUGGCUGAACCCAAACUUCAUCAUUCCAGAGCACGAGCUGUGUUCGACAGCUGAGAGAAAUCUGGAAAGGAGGAGAAAUGAGCAUUCUUUGGCUGCAAGAAACUCGUUGUAGUCUCCAUGAAUAUCCAUCUCAAAGGACUGUCUUCAUUGUAGACCAUGCUGAGGAUUAUGAUUAGCUAUAAAUAUGGAACCUAGCUGAAGGAACAAAAUUAACAGCGUCCGAUAACAUACUGUAAGUGACUCGGCUUUCUUAUUUAACUUUAUACACUCAUGCUCAUAAAUUAAGGAUAAUUGCAGAAUGUGGUGGCACACAACGUCGCACUACACAAAACUGGCGCUAAUAGCAUAGGCACAUAGGUAACACACACGACGCAGAUCUAUAAGUCCACGGUAUUGGUGAUAAGUUGACAAAACCGUCCCGAAACACACAUGCUACAAAACGCCACUGUUUCCUACGCAUGUACCCAACUAUCAAUAUGGGAUAUGAUCACCAUGCACACGUACACAGGCCGCACAACAGGUUGGCAUAUUCUGGAUCAGGUGGUCGAUCAGCUGCUGGGGUAUAGCCUCUCAUUCUUGCACCAGUGCCUGUCGUAGCUCCUGAAGUGUCCUAGGGGCCUGAAGACGUGCAGUGAUACGUCGACCGAGAGCAUCCCAGACGAGCUCGAUGGUGUUUAGGUAUGACGAAUAUCCAGAUCACCCCAUUUGCCUGAUAUCUUCUUUUUCAUGGUACUUCUCCUUGAUAGCAGCUCGGUAGGGCCGUGCGUUAUCAUUCAUCAAAAGGAAGGCGGGACCCAUACACCAAGGAAAUGGCGGACAUACUAAUGCAAAAUGACGUCCAGGUACACCUAACCUAUUACAGUUCCUCUGUCAAAGACAUGCAGGCGUAUACGUGCACCAAUCACAAUCCCACCUCACACCAUGAAACCACGACCUCCCUACAGGUCCUUUUCAAGGACAUUAAGGGGUUGGUAUCUGGUUCCUGGUUCACGCCAGAUGAAAACCCGGCGAGAAUCGCUGUUCAGACUAUACGUGGACUUAUCCGUGAACAUAACCUGGGACCACUGUUUCAAUGACCAUGUACUGUGUUCUUGACACCAUGCUUUAUGGGCUCUCCUGUGACCAGUGGUCAGUGGAAUGCACCUUGCAGGUCUCCGAGCGAAUAAACCGUAUCUGUUCAGUCGUCUGUAUCCUGUGUGUCUGGAGAUAGCCGUUCCAGUGGCUACGGAAAGGUCCCGAGCAAGGCUACCUGCAGUACUCCGUGGCCGUCUGCGGGCACUGAUGGUGAGUUAUCGGUCUUUUGUGGUGUUGUACACUGUGGACGUCCCGUACUGUAGCACCUGGACACGUUCCUGUCUGCUGGAAUCGUUGGCAUAAUCUUAAUAUCACACUUUGUGGCACACGGAGGGCCCGUGCACCGACCUGCUGUGUUUGACCAGCCUCCAGUCGCCCUAGUAGCCUCAUAACUUCAUCCAUAUAUAUUCUUUGGGCCGUUUUCAACAAAGAGUCACCAAUAGCACGUCUGAAACCAUCCGCACACUUACUCGCUGCAGCUUACUCUGACAAGCACCAACAAACCUCUGCGUAUGUGGACUGCUGCCAGCAGCACCGUGCCACGACUGCAGGUCAAAGGCACCGCAUGGUCGUAUCCCGAGGUUAUUUCAACCCGCAAACCGCCCACCAGAGCGUUGUUUCACCAUGUGUCAGCAUUAUCCUUAAUUUAUGAACAUGGGUGUAUUAAAUCAUGUUCUUAUUUGAACAUGGUAGCGUCUGUUUGUGUAUAGUACAGGACUCUAAUAAUUAAUUAUUGGCGUGAAAUGUAACCCGAAGUGAACGCAAAGUAUUAAAGAACGAUGUUACACGAAACUAGAGUAAUGGCGUCUAUGAGACGGGAUGUUGACUUGGUGAGUGAGAGAUACAUUAAGGUAUUGUAGAUUACGUUAAAAAGUAAUGUGUAAUCUAGAUGCUAGUCUUAAACAAGGAAGAACAUUAUGCAAAAAGGCCUUUGUACAAACAGUAUUCUGAUAUGAAGACUUGUACCAUGAUUUGAAAUACAAGAGCUUAUGUUCUUCGAGAAAUUAAACUAUAAUGGCAUAUAAUGUACAGCGUACACCGAGGUGACAAAAGUCAUGGGCUGCUUUACAAUAUCCAACCCAAAUGUUUACGAACCCAAGAGAGGCGCUACAGGCGAUGUCGUGUUGCUAGUAAAGGCAAUCGCUCCACUGUCCAAACGCAUAUGUUUAUCACCCGUCCUACGUUGAUUUCUGCAGUUUUUUGAAGCAAUUUCGCUUGUCUCUUAGCACUGAUAACCCUACGCACAACCGAGCGAGGUGGCGCAGUGGUUAGCACACUGGACUGACAUUCUGGAGGACGACGGUUUAAUCCCGCGUCAGGCCAUCCUGAUUUAUGUUUUCCGUGAUUUCCCUAAAUCGUUCCAGACAAAAGCCGGGAUGGUUCCUUUGAAAGGGCACGGCCGACUUCAUCCCCCAUCCUUCCCUAUUGCGAUGAGACCGAUGACCUCGCAGUUUGGUCUCUUCCUCCAAACAACUCAACUAACUCCUAUGCAAACGUUGCUACUGUCGGUCGUUAAGUGAAGGUUGCCGGCCAUAGCCUUGUCUGUGGUGAGAGGCAAUGCCUGAAAUUUGGUACUCUCGGCACACUAUCGACACUGAAUUUGCAAACGACCUCCGGAAGAGAAUGUCACAUGCGUCUACCUCUACAUUACUACUCUGCUCUCAAUCUCUUUUAAGCCCUGUCGUGCUGCCGCAAUCACGUCGGAAACCUUUACACACGAAUCAGCGAAGUAGCGGCAAUGCACAGCCCUUUUUAUUACCUUGCUGCUGUCCCAUGACGAUA
This is a messenger RNA of Schistocerca gregaria, 5210 nucleotides long. RefSeq lists its product as uncharacterized. Lineage: Eukaryota; Metazoa; Arthropoda; Insecta; Orthoptera; Acrididae. The transcript is spliced from 6 exons. Bases 1 to 2466 code for a protein of 821 amino acids. The record is from RefSeq and is a predicted model, not a curated record.